Molecule: messenger RNA, 624 nt
Organism: Arachis stenosperma
Lineage: Eukaryota; Viridiplantae; Streptophyta; Magnoliopsida; Fabales; Fabaceae
Exons: 2
Coding region: 1-624 (207 amino acids)
Molecular function (GO): nucleic acid binding; zinc ion binding
Source: RefSeq, a predicted model, not a curated record
AUGCGAGGACCCCGAGAUGGAAGCUUGGGUGCUGGUACGAGCAACACAGGUCGAUACUAUAGGUCCAUGACUCUUACUGAUUUCCUCAAGAGUGGUCCACCCCAGUUUAAUGGAAACGCUAAUGCGCUAGAGGCUGAUUUGUGGUUUCGAGAGGCGGAGAGAUUCUUAUACACUCAGCACAUACCGGAAGUACAAUUCAAGACGGAAUUCUACGGAAAAUAUUUCUUACAUGCUAUUCGCAUUGCAAAAGAAUUGGAGUUAAUGCAACUGAAGCAAGAAGAUAUGUCGGUUGCUGACUAUACCCGCGAAUUCGACAAUUUGUGUCGUCUCUCAAGAGUUUGUCAAGGAAAUCCAGCCGACUUUGAGGCGUGGAAGUGUGUUCAGUAUGAGAAAGGACUUAGAAGAGACAUCUUCAACUGCGUGAGUCGGCAAAGGUUAACAAAUUUUCCUGAAUUGGUUAUGAAAAGUCAAUUCGCAGAACGUUACUCCAUGAAGUCAGCAAUGUUACAGGAAGGUUAUGGAGAGACUACUUCAGAAGAGCCGCACGGAGCCGGACUAGGCGUAUGUUACAAGUGCGGGAAGCCGAGGCAUGUAGCUCGAGACUGUCCACACAAGAAAUGCUAG